Coprinopsis cinerea okayama7#130 is the source of this 816-nucleotide messenger RNA. RefSeq lists its product as hypothetical. The transcript has 4 exons. The record is from RefSeq and is a predicted model, not a curated record. Bases 1 to 816 code for a protein of 271 amino acids. NCBI's taxonomy places the organism in Eukaryota, Fungi, Basidiomycota, Agaricomycetes, Agaricales, Psathyrellaceae. Gene Ontology annotation, molecular function: DNA binding.
AUGGCGACCGACCACGACGCGAGUGCCCAAAAGAAGGCCAUUGCCCGGGAGAGGGCUCGCGAGUAUUAUCACCGCAAUCGAGAGCAGAUUCUUGCCCAGCGCCCGACCCGCAAACGGGACCAGACUUUGCACAAGCCCAGAGGUCGCCCACGUAAGUACGCUACGGAGGAGGAGCAAAAACGGGCGAUAAGCCUGAAGAAUAGACGAUACUAUCAGAAUAAGUCACCCACCAAUUACGCGCCAAGUAUCACCCUCCUCCCAGCCAGGGCGCGAACCUUCAUCGAUGCGUACAGAGAGAGACUCAUGGUGAGCGCAAUAAUUCCCUAUUCCCUGCCAAGAUAUAGCUGGUUACACGGCGACCUCAGUCCUCCGCAUAUACUAGCAGCCUACGAUGUCAUGGAAACCGCUAGGUUGGAAUUCCGCCGACUUACAUCGUGCAGUCCGUACGAAAGGGCCAAACAACUGGCCUCGCAAUUCAUUCAAAGCAAAGACCGCACCUCCAUUGCGAAGGAAGAAACCCAGGUGAACUCGAUCCUCGCGAAAGCGCACGAUGCUGAGAGGAUGUUGUUGAAUCAAGAGGGCACAAUUACGGGCACAUACUACCUCAAGGCCAUCCAGGUAUCGCGGCAAGUACGAGAAUAUCUACUCUGGGUGGAGGAAUUGGACCUGGAGGCCAGAUUCUCCCAUAUCGACUUCACUCGAGCGUUCCACAAGGAGGAACUCGCUUUCCAAGUCGCGUGGAAGCGUAACAACCCCACAGCGCAUGUUCAAAACGGGUCUGCCCAAACCACAAAAUCGUACAAGCGUAUUAGAUAG